AUGCCGUUAGGGUUGCAUGGAGUGGCAGCAAACUUCCAGCGCCUCAUGGACAAAGUGCUGCAAGGAGAAGAGACGUACGCUAGAGCAUAUAUCGAUGAUGUUGUUGUGUACAGCAAGACCUGGGAGGAACAUCUACAACACCUGGUGGAUGUGUUUGAUAGGUUGACGCCACGGGAAGGUUUAGGAGCAGCCUUGAUGCAGGGGGAGGGUGACGAGAAGAGGCCAAUUUUGUUUAUCAGUAGGAAGCUGUUUGACCGACUUUUAUCUCAGGAUCUCAAGUUUAUUGAGGCCUGUUUACGUUGUUUACGAACAGUCUUCAUUAGUCCAAUCACUCCAGUCCAACUACUGUACACGGAUGCAGCAGUGAUUCCUCACCUCAUGUGUUUAUUAAGCAGAUCACAACGCACACAAGAAUAUAUUUGUCAGAUCUUCUCACAUUGUUGCAAGACCUCAGAGCAUCAAACAAUUCUUUAUAACCAUGGCGCCAUCCAGAACAUUGCACAUCUUUUGAACUCAUCCUCAUAUAAGGUGCAAAUGCAGGCACUGAAAUUCUUCUCAGUCUUGGCCUAUGAAAAUCCUCAGGUCUCAAUAACGCUAGUAAAUGUGUUGGUGGAUGGGGAGCUGUUGUCUCAGGUUUUUGUAAGGAUGAUGCAAAGGGACAAAUCCAUUGAAAUGCAGCUCACAGCAGCCAAAUGUCUAACGUAUAUGUGCAGAGCUGGUGCAAUCAGAACUACCGAUAACUGUAUUGUAUUAAAGACACUUCCGUGCCUAGUCCGAAUGUGCAAUAAGGACCGGUUGCUAGAGGAAAGAGUUGAAGGUGCAGAAACGUUAGCCUAUCUAAUUGAACUUGAUGUAGAACUUCAGAGAACUGCCAGCAUCACUGACCAUCUUAUUGCCAUGCUUGCUGACUACUUUAAAUAUCCCAGCUCAGUCAGUGCCAUCACCGAUAUCAAGCGGCUUGACCAUGACCUUAAACAUGCUCAUGAAUUGAGACAGGCUGCUUUUAAAUUGUAUGCAUCCCUCGGAGCAAAUGAUGAAGACAUCCGAAAGAAGAUAAUUGAAGCGGAGAGUAUGAUGGACAGGAUUGUGAGUGGUUUAUCGGAGUCAAGUGUCAAGGUGCGGUUAGCAGCUGUCAGAUGCUUGCAUAGUCUUUCCAGAUCAGUGCAACAACUCCGAACUAGUUUCCAAGACCAUGCUGUAUGGAAGCCAUUAAUGAAGCUUUUACAGAAUGCACCAGAAGAGGUGUUAGUGAUGGCUUCAUCAACAUUAUGCAACCUGCUGCUUGAAUUCUCCCCCAGCAAAGAGCCAAUAUUAGAGUCCGGUGCAAUUGAACUGCUCUGUAACCUCACCCAGAGUGAAAGCCCUGCACUCAGAGUGAAUGGUAUAUGGGCGCUCAUGAAUAUGGCAUUCCAGGCCGAACAGAAAACUAAAAUGGAUAUACUGCGAGCACUAAGCACAGAGCAACUAUUUAGACUGCUGUCUGACCCUGAUGUAAAUGUAUUAAUGAAGACAUUGGGGCUCCUGAGGAAUCUGUUAUCAACACGGCCGCAUAUCGACCAGAUUAUGACCUCACAUGGGAAACAGAUUGUGCAAGCUGUAACCUUAAUUUUGGAGGGAGAGCAUAAUAUAGAGGUCAAAGAGCAAACACUGUGCAUUUUAGCUAAUAUUGCUGAUGGAACUACAGCCAAGGAUCUGAUCAUGAUGAACGAUGAUAUCCUCCAGAAAGUCAAAUACUAUAUGGGUCAUUCGAAUGUGAAGUUACAAAUUGCUGCUACCUUCUGCAUUUCUAACCUGAUCUGGAAUGAGGAGGAAGGUUCUCAGGAGAGACAGGAUAAGCUUCGUGAGAUGGGAAUAGUGGAUAUUCUGCACAAGUUAACACAAUCCACAGAUGCAAAUCUCUGUGACAGAGCUAAGACAGCAAUGCAGCAGUAUCUGGCAUGACUUUUGCUCCCAAGACCCACUUGUGGCCGGGUGUGAGGAAGAUGGAAUGCUCACUUAACAAUCGCUUGAAGGUCACUGGAUGGUUACCUUCAAUUUGCACAAGUCACCUUGAACUGCAGGUCUCUACCUGCAGUUAAUCUGUUUUUUUUUUUCUUGUUUUUGAACAGACAUCUUUUUGGAAUUUAACAAAAGAGAGAGAGAGACAUUAACCUAACACAGAGGAGAAUUAUUAUUUUUUUUGGCUAGAUUUGUACUUUUCCUCUCUGUGGACUGCAAGCAGCCACAUGUGCACUGGACUCUGCCACAGGAAGAACAAUCACUCUUUGGGAAGGGGAGAAUGGGAGAAGGAAUGUCCUAUUAAACCAGUUUGUAUGGUUAGAGGUUCAUUCUUUCUGUGGGGUGGGUUUUUUUUUUUGUUUGUUUUUUUUUUUUUUUUGCUUUAUGUUUUUUUUUUGGUUUUCUUAUGGACAGUUACCUCAAAGAUUUUAUUCUUUUUGUUUUUAAAAAUAAAAAAAAGACCUUCUGUCCUUUAAAGAAGAAUUUGUUUUCAGUGCUAAUGGAGUGAGAGCAGUGUUGACAGAGACAUAUCCUUCAAGAUGAGUUUGUCUGAUGGGACUCUUAUAAACUGAAAAGUGUCAUUAUUUAAAUAUUUACUGAUACACAAGGGGUGAUUUUUUUUUUAAAUACCCCCUAUCUUUAAAAAAAGAUUUUGAAGCUCCGUGAAUGUUUUGAGUGAAAUAUAUGCAGAUAUGAACAACAGCCAUGUGGAGAUGUGGAGAGUUUUCUUUAUAUGCACAGUGUUAGAAUUGUAUCCUGGUCACAACACUUAAAUGCUGAUCCAUUUAACAUACCACUGAUGAUACAUACAAAAGCUUGCCAUGAUCUGUGUAUGAGUGAUGAAUGUGAUUGAAAUGUAAAGAUUGUGUAAAAGAGGAAAAACAAAAUAUUGAAGUUUUCUUGCAUGUGCACAUAUACACACAUACACAAAAGAACGAGUCUAGAAUUAAUGAUGCACUUGAUAAAGAUGAACAAAUUAAGGUUUGUAUAAUAUGUAGCAUUGAAUGUCAGUGAUAUUUAAUGCUCCAGAAAUGGGAAAGUGCAUGUUUUUACUGUUUAUGUAGUUGCUUUAAACUAAGUAUUUUUAAACAAGCAAUACUACUUUUUACCCAAAAAACCUUUGUGCCUAUAAUAUUGGACUCGAUGGCUGCAGUCUUAUCUGGAAUGGAUAACAGCAUGAUGUCUUUCAGUGUAAUGUUGUAUAAAGCUGGCAAACAUUUUGGAAGGUUUCUUGGAACACUGUAUUUUCUGAAGCAUUAAUAUCCAUAAGUUUUUUUUUCUCUUCUUUUCAAAUCACAGACUUUCAGAAUAGCAAAACCAUAUUUUUAGCAAGACUAUUGUGGUGGAUUUCAUGAUGAUUUUACCAAGGGUCCCAGGGCAAUUUGCAUAAAAACAGUCUAACAAAAUGAGCAAUGUGCCACCAUGUUUCAUGCACUAUAUUUUUGUAAGUAUCAUUCUUGUGAUGUUAAAUGCAGUGAUAUUUAAAGUGUCCAAAGGGCGCAAUUUUGCUGUAGUUUGACUAUAACACUCGUCUCCAGGCAGUGCACUAAAUGUCACUUCAAUUUGUUUCUUUUUGACGGAAAGAACUUUUUUCCAGCAAAAUUUCCAUCAACUUUUUGAGGUAGAUUUGUAGACUAAAAGUUGAUUUGGAGACUCAGUAACCCCAAAAUGCUUCUCUGAUCCAUAUCAGUAGGGACAAAAUGCAAUUGUAUUUUCCUCUGGUUAGUUAAGAUUUCUUUGCAUUUUGUCUUCAUUAUGCAAAGUAUAGUAGCUACAUUCCUAAAUUGGAUAUUAAAGCAAAGGUAUUUCUUCACAAACAUGGUAUACAUGCACUUGUCACUCAAAAUUGUGUUCUGAAGUUAAGCACUUUAUAAAAGUUUUUUAAAAAUAUCUUCCCUGUUCUUGCGCUUUACAUAGAGGGUAUGAGGCAAGGAGGAAAAGCUUAAAAACCUACCAGAUACGUCCAUUUUUCCAGCCAAGACAGUUGUUGAGUAUUGAUCCAUGUCUUGUGUGUUUCCAAUGCAUUUUUGUGGCAGCAAAAGGGAUCUAGAAAUACUCAUUUUAUCACAUAUUCCUGGUACCAUUUUUCUUGUGGUAAGAAAAUGUUUUCUAUACAAUUGUGUGAAUUCUCGAAUAAAUACAGAAGUAAAUAGAUAAAAUAACUAUGUGGCAUGAGACAUUUACUGUAAUUUGAUCUGUCAGGAGGUUUUGCGCAGGAAGACUAAGUGCUGAGCUAUUGCAAACGGCUGGUCUUCUUUUAAAAUGUCUGAAUCUCAUAAUAUUGUAAUUUUUUUUGUUCAAAAAUGACAUAUACAAACUAUUUUGUAAUGUGUGUGUAAUUACAAGAUGUGGAUCAAUAUUCAACAAAAAUUUCUUGCCUUGAUAAAUGGACGUAUUUGAUAAGUUUUUAAGCCUUUCCUCCGUGCCCCAUAGACUACAAUGUAUAGUGAUAGUGCUGACAAGAUAUAUUUUUUUUUAUAUACUGUAUACUGAAAGUGAUUAACUUUCGAAUGCAUAUACGAGGAGGGACCCAAAAAUAACCGGAAUUUUGUUGUUGUUAGGUUAUUUAUUUAUUUCCGGUUAUUUUUGGGUCUCCCCUCGUAUACCAUGUUUGUGAAGAAAUUAAUUCAAUUUGAAAAAUACUGAACUUGUCCUUUAGGCAGACUUCAAAAUGUUUUGCUAUGCUGUAUGAUUUUGGAAGAACAACGAGUGUCCAUUUUUAAUUUUCUAUUUUUUUUAACCUUUUCUGAAUAUUGAUGGACAACAGCAACAUGUCUUCUUGAGUGUUACCUCUUUUUAAUACCCUGGUGAAUCAGUAAGUCUAAAACAGUGUUCUGCAGGACUGAAUUGGGUUUAAAAAGUUUUCCUUACUUUUCUUUAAAAAACAUUAAGUAGACCGCAAAAAAAGGCACAGCUCAUUUAAAAACUUUUUUAACCGUCACCUUCAAUGAAAGCCUCUCUUUCUGCCAUUUGCUUUUUUAGUCCAUCUCUAUCAAUGUGUCAGUGGUUCCUGCUCCUUGUGUGUGUUUAUGUACCAUACACAUACUGGUCUUUAUAUAAAUACAUAUUAAAUACACAGAAACCACAAGUUGAGACAUACAUGUAUUGCUCCUGUUCUUUACAAUUGGUCUCCAAAGUUCCUCAGUUACCUGAUAAACAUUUUUGUGUAUUGUUGAUGUGGUACAGUAUUUAUUAUAUAUAUAUAUAAUAGUUUGACAUGAUCAUGCUUGAUUUAAAAAAAAAAAGAAAGUAAUUUAGCAAAAAAAAAGCUCACAUUUGGGCAAACUCGCUACUGUUGAGAUCAUAGCCUAAUUACCUUUUUUUCUUUUCCAAAAAUUCAAUACUUCUCUUAAAUAAAAACAAUUUCUAUCAGAUGUAGAUGCAUAAAAAUGCAGAGUUACUAAAAUAUUUUUAAAAAGACACCCCAAAGGCUAUUAUUGAGUGGUACCUAUUGAUGGAAAUUAUUUUAUAGAGGAAUAAAAUGUAUUGUAAAAACAAUUACUUUUUAUAUUAUGUAAUAUUCACAAUUUACAGUUGAUAUACACAAAGGCACACAAAUGAUAUGGUAGUAUAGAGUCAGGUGCUAGAUAACCCCAGUGCUGCAUAACAUUAGGCUCAUCUUUCGCUGAACUAUCUCUUGAAUACAGUUUGUACCCAAUAUAACACUAAAUGAAUAGUAGAUCAAAUUUCUUUUGUAAAUUGUACAAUAUCCAUUCUUAUAAUUGUCAUAGCAGAUUCUGCAUUUGUUGUUCUUUGGUCUGCCACUCCCCUGGUAACUAUUAUGCAGACUGAAGUGAGUUUUAAAACCAUGUAGCCAUAGUUGCUUAUUUAAGAUUAUUUUUCUUUCCUCUGAAGCUUAUUUCCUGCCUCUAGAUUCUCUGAAAUUGGAAUUAAGUCUGUGAAACAAUUCACAAUUUUGCUGUCAUAGCAUUUUUCAUGCAUCUUCAUUCCAUACAUUCUUCUUGAUUUGUGAUUAUCCCUCACUUGCCUUGUGAUCUUUACUGUCACAUAUACUGUAUUAUCUAAAAUAUUAUCUAAAUCCUUUUAUGUUGACUUUCUGAUCGCCGCUUGCUUUUGCCUUAUGAUUUGGGCACAUAUUUGCACUGGCUGAAUACAAGUAAGGGGGAAAGAAAUGUGAGGAAAUUGAAGAUGCCUUUCUUUGCAGGAGAUGGAAGCUGCAGGAAAGAUGGGGUGGGAAAAUCAAACCAUGUAAUGUUUAAACUGUGCAAUAAAAAUCAGACUAAUAUGCA
Molecule: messenger RNA, 6248 nt
Organism: Erpetoichthys calabaricus (reedfish)
Lineage: Eukaryota; Metazoa; Chordata; Cladistia; Polypteriformes; Polypteridae
Gene: armc8
Product: armadillo repeat containing 8
Biological process (GO): proteasome-mediated ubiquitin-dependent protein catabolic process
Cellular component (GO): GID complex
Molecular function (GO): protein binding
Source: RefSeq, a predicted model, not a curated record